Molecule: messenger RNA, 249 nt
Organism: Dibothriocephalus latus
Lineage: Eukaryota; Metazoa; Platyhelminthes; Cestoda; Diphyllobothriidea; Diphyllobothriidae
Source: the annotation of a GenBank genome assembly
GGUUACGAGAAGGAUGAAGCCGAAUGCCUUGAUAUGGUUGUCAAGAACCUGGGAGAGUCCAUCGAGGUCAUUCGACAGUACUCUGAUCUUGUACCCGGCUUCGCUUCGAUAGCAGAGGCUGACAGGGAGAAAAUAAUCCUUCUUCAAGCUGUCGACUUGAUCACCUUCCGUAUGGCCUUCCGGGCUGCGAAACAUGCAACCGAACGUGCCCAUGUGAGUUUCUUCCAGGGUCAAGCUUCCCAGUAUCUG